Messenger RNA from Nicotiana tabacum (common tobacco), 945 nucleotides. NCBI's taxonomy places the organism in Eukaryota, Viridiplantae, Streptophyta, Magnoliopsida, Solanales, Solanaceae. The record is from RefSeq and is a predicted model, not a curated record.
AUGGAAAGUUCAAGGAAACUCUUACCAAUACUUUUGUACUAUAGGUGGUGGAAAGAUCUGAAUUUUACCGAGCAAUUUCCAUAUGCAAGAGAUAGAUUGGUGGAGUGUCACUUUUAUACCGUAGGAAUCUACUUUGAGCCUCAAUAUAGUCGUGCGAGAGAAAUGAUGACAAAAGUACUAACCAUAUACACCGUUAUUGAUGAUACUUAUGAUGCUUAUGCAACUUAUGAUGAACUUGUGCCUUUUACCGAUGCAAUCGAUAGAUGCGGAUGUGACAUUAGUGCCAUCGGUUCAGUACCACCUAGUCUGAAACCUACUUAUCAAGCCCUUGCAGACCUUUAUACUCAAAUAGAAGAAAAAUUUAUCAAAGAAGGUAAAUUGGACCGUCUCUACUAUGCAAAAUAUGAGAUGAAAAAGUUGGCUAGAGCAUUUUUCAAGGAAGCAGAAUGGUUAAAUGUUGGCUAUAUUCCAAAAUGUGACGAGUAUAUGAAGAAUGCAAAUGUAACUACUACAUGUAUGAUGGUUGCAACAACUUCCUUGAGUUUUAUGGAGGAAUCUAUAGCCAAAGAAACUUUUGAAUGGAUGAUAAUUGAGCAUUUAAUCCUUCGAGCUUCAUCAGCAAUCAACAGAUUAAAAGGCGAUUGUAUUGGACAUAAUUUGGAACAACAAAGGAAGCAUAUAGCUUCAUUCAUAGAAUGCUACAUGAAAGAAUUUGGAGGUUCAAAGCAAGAUGCAUAUGCUGAGGCUCAGAAGAAAAUCACUAAUGCAUGGAAAGACAUGAACAAGGACUUCCUUUGUUCUACUCAAGUACCAACGUUUGUCCUCGAACUAGUUAUAAAUAUUGCGCGCCUGGCAUAUAUUUUCGAAGAAAAUGAUUUUGCAAGUGCCCAAAGCGAAUUUAAAGACAAGAUUAUGCUGUUGUUUGUUGAACCUGUCAAUGUUUGA